This is a messenger RNA of Pezoporus flaviventris, 863 nucleotides long. RefSeq lists its product as uncharacterized. Gene Ontology annotation, cellular component: cytoplasm. Bases 27 to 863 code for a protein of 278 amino acids. NCBI's taxonomy places the organism in Eukaryota, Metazoa, Chordata, Aves, Psittaciformes, Psittacidae. The transcript has 8 exons. The record is from RefSeq and is a predicted model, not a curated record.
UGCACACGGCCGUGCGGCAGCAAGCCAUGCUUGCCCUCGCCCAUAUGAGCAAAGUGGAGAUGGCACUGGGGGGCAAGAAGAAAAGCCUUUUAGAGGCCUGUUUCAGGAGUGUCUUCUUGCUUCCUCCUAAAACAGACAUGCAGGGCCUAGACAAUUUCCUCUACUUUAAGACCCUGGAUGCCAUGGACAUCCUGCUUAAGAGCUUGGUGCUCAGCUCCCCUGGCUUCAAGGACCUGAGGAUUAUCUUGCAGAUGCUGCUGCCUUUCACCGACACUAAGAAUGCAGCUGCAUGUGAAAGGGCUGUGGUCAGGAUUGGGAAGCUGGUCGAUUUGAUGGACAGCUCUUCCUCGGUGCAGGUCUGGAGCUUGCUUACAGAUGACAACAGCUCUUCCCACGGUGACACUAUCCAUGACCGCCUCCUGGGACAGCUGCUGGGACAUCUCAUUGUUUGCUGGACUAGCAAGAUCUGGGAGAUCCAGUAUGAGGCUUUGGAUACUCUUCAUUACCUCUGCAGAUGCAUCCAGCAGCAAAAAUGUGUGACAUCACCAGAGGAUGAUCUAAAGCAUCCCCAGUGUGGAGGCGAAAGGAAAGCUGGGAAACCCUCCUGGCUUUCCGUGUGCAGCACCAGGAGCAUUGUAAAGGUAAUGAGCUUCUCCCUUGCUGGGCCUUGUCCAGGGCAUCAGCAGGAGACUGGUGCAUUUGGGGAAGACCUCCGACCCCCUGAUAAGACGGUCAUCCUUGUCAAGGCCAUCGAGGCCAUGAGAGACUCAUGCACAUGCGACAAGGAGGAACUGAUCAGCAUUGUGGAUGUGGCCAUGACAGAACCUGCCUCCUGGCUGACGGAGGUGCCUCAGGCACCUUGA